UGAAAAAGUCCUUAGGAUGGAAAAAAGCAAGAACCGUUAGAGAAAAAAUGGAUGCAGUUAAUUUUAUGAAAAUGAAACAUUUGUUCUUCUAAAGAGACCCAUAAGAAAAUGAAAAGACAAGUCACAGAAUGGGAGAAAUGUCUGCAGUACACAUACCCGGCAAAGGACAUGUGAAGAGCUAGCACAUAAUAAUAGAAAGACAACUCAGCCGAACACGGUGGCCCAGAAAAGUGAACAGACUCAUCACAAGAGAUGUAAGGUGUGUGAGUGGCCCACAAGCAGGACAGAGGUGCUGACCAUAUCUAGUUACAGAAACACAGAUGGUAACAGAGAACCACCGCCCACCUGCCAGUGUGUGAUCACGACCUGGUGUGGCCAGAGCAGGUGAGGCGCUCAGAGCUGCAGGGGCUGCAUGUGGAGCCAUGGCCGGAGAACAGCUGGGCAUUAGCUUCCCAGAGUUACCUUGACCCAGUGCUUCCAGAUGUUGACCCAAGAAAGAAGGCAAGUGACCGUGCAGGAACAGGCCCAAGAAUGUCUCCGGCAGCGUUAGCCAAAAUGUGGAAACAGCCAUGUGGCAAUUGGCAGGCAGUGGGCAGGGGAAGCGUCCUUACAGUGGAUGCCACUGAGUCACAAGAGGGCAAAGUACAGAGGAAUUCAAAGAUCCCCACGGCCGUGCUGAUGGGCAGGAGCCCAACCCAAGGGUCGUGCAGGCUAGUGUGUUUCCCUGGUUACUCUAGAGAUGUGGCAGCAUGAGCACUAAAUCACCUGGGCUGUCUCGUUUCGAGUGGUUUCCAUGUUAGGAAGUUUACUUGAGGCCGGUGAUCCUAUUUCGUCUGUUUGCUCUCUGGACCCACUGCCCAUCAGAAGCUCUUGCCCUGGACUCCCUGUGCUGUCGCCCAGCUGGAGGUUGCUCACACGCCCUUCUGUGAUGACGGCAGGUGGGCAGCUCAUGUUCCUCUGACCGGCCUGGCCCUUCAGAGGCACACCCACCGCCGGACAGUUCUAUCUCUGGGUGAAAACGCUGGAAAUUGAAUUCGGGUCUUACGAGGACAGGAUGAAGUGGCUGGGCUCCAGGGUUGUGACACUCUGGAGCCAGCAACCAACCCCCUGACUGCUGAUCAAGAGUGGCAAGGGCCUGAAUGUCUGCAGCCCACGUCCAAGAGGGCCAGAGCCUGCACUCCGGGACAUGGCACUCCGGCGUGCCAUCUUCCUGGCUGGCCUCCUGGUGGAAGUUGCUAGCAGAGCCUCAGGAACUGCGGGUCAGCAGCCUGAGUGCUGUGUGGAUGCGGGAGACAUCAACGCCACCUGCCCAGGCACUAGCCUGUGUGGCCCAGGCUGCUACGGGCGCCCGGCCGAGGAUGGGAGCGUCAGCUGCAUCCAGUGCAGGAACGGAACCCACAACAGCUCCGAGUGCAGAGGCCUUGCCGGCCGAGGUGCACAGUUCCCGGUGAACAAGAGCACAGGGAUGCCUGGGCGGCAGAAUGUCGGGGGCCCUCAGGUGGCCGCCUCCCUCUUCCUGGGGACAUUUCUCAUCAGCUCGGGCCUCAUCCUCUCUGUGGCUGCAUUCUUCUACCUCAAGCGAGCCAGCAAGCUGCCCAAGGUCUUCUAUGGAAGAAACAGAGCUCCCGCCCUGCAGCCUGGCGAAGCCGCUGUGAUGAUUCCCCCACCUCAGUCCUCAGUGAGGAAGCCGCGCUACGUCCGGCGUGAGCGGCCCUUGGACAGAGAUGUAGGCCCCACCACUGUCUCCUCUGUGGAGGCCCGAGCGCUACAGAUCCUCAUCUACCUGGGGAUGGAAACUGGCCUGAAACUGCUGGAGGUCAAGACAGGCCUGGAUGCAGGCUGGCCCUGUGGUGUGCUGGGACUCGGUAUUGACCUGCUGAAACCGCUCCCUGUACCCCAGGGAGACUUCUGGAUCCUCUGCCUGGCCUGCCAGGGAGAGGAUGGGAGGCCAGCCAAUCCUGAAGGCCCUGGGCCACACCCUGGCCAGCGUGAUCCCAAGCGAGCGUAUAAAUACACCUGCCAGGAGCCCACGCCCAGAGAACUCACACCUGCCUCGGACAGCGCUCCACACCUGAAGGAGCACACACGUCCCACACCCCACCUGGCCGGCACAGCUGCAGACAGACAGCUCUGGAGAGGAACACUAGUCGGGGGAACACAGGCCAGCCUGGACCAGAGGAGACAAAGCCAGCGCUUCCAGGACGAGUGA
Messenger RNA from Budorcas taxicolor (takin), 2209 nucleotides. RefSeq names its product chromosome 16 C1orf159 homolog (gene C16H1orf159). The transcript has 14 exons. The coding region runs from base 1187 to 2209 and encodes 340 amino acids. The record is from RefSeq and is a predicted model, not a curated record. NCBI's taxonomy places the organism in Eukaryota, Metazoa, Chordata, Mammalia, Artiodactyla, Bovidae.